AACUCUCCACCCUCCCCCCUCUCGUCCCUUUCUGUUACACUCCACAAACAAAUCCAACCGCACAAAACUCAGCGAAAAAAAAUCAUUUUCAUCCCCAUCUCUUAAUCUCUUUUUUAUUCCCUAUUAUCCCGAAAAAAAUCCACCCACACACAACCACUUGCUUGAAACGCACUAUGUAAGUGACAACUCUCUCUCUAUCUAUCUCCAAAAUCAACAGACUGAGAGGCAUUGGAGUGGCCAGCUAUGGGAACUGGAAUGUCAAAGGACGCAGACGGCAGCUCCCACGGAAGCGAAGAAGGAGAAGAAAAUCUAGACCAUGCAGGAGGUCAACUGUAUGUUUCUCUUAAAAUGGAGAAUCUUCAACUUAAGGGCGAACUUAUCCCUCAUGUCUACGGUUCCGUGCCACUUGUUGGCUCUUGGGAUUCUUCUAAAGCUCUUUCCAUGGAACGUGAAUCGGCUUCAAUGUGGGAAUUAAGCUUUGUCGUUCCACCUAAUCACGAAACUUUGGAUUUCAAAUUCCUGUUGAAGCCAAAGCACAGUAAUGCCCCUUGUGUGGUCGAGGAGGGUCCAAACCGGCUACUCACCGGGGGGACAUUGCAAGGGGAAUCGAGGCUGGCGGUGUUCAAGAAUGGUGAUGAGAUUCUGGAGUGUAGGGUGUUUAUUAAAGCUGACAGAGUUUCACCUUUUGAUCUUGCGGCAAGUUGGAGAGCUUAUCAGGAGAAUCUCCAGCCUUCAACUGUUCGUGGAAUUCCUGAUGUUAGCAUCAAUUCCACGCCAAUGGUAGAAGCUGAGAACGGCUCUUCGGCUAGCUUGGAGCUUGAUCUUGAACAUUAUGUUGUCCCAGCUCCAUCAAUUUCUGCAAACUCUGCUUUGGUGUAUGCAGCUAACAAUGCGGAGAAUCCAAGGUUUUCCAAUGUUGAUGGCCCAGGCAAUGCUUCAUUUUCCUACAAGGAUAGUGUUGUUUCUGCAGAUCGACCUGCAACUAUAAAGCAAAUGGAGGUUGUUAUCCCAGAUCCAUCCAAAAUUUAUUCUGGUUCUGGGAUGGUCGAAUCAAAAUCAGUGGGGACAUUUUCACCUCUGCAAAAGCAAGAUGGUCACAGGGGACUCUUUGUGGAUAGGGGUGUUGGAUCUCCUAGGCUAGUUAAAUCAUCAAGUUCUAGCGCAUUUUCUUCCAGUCUCAAACUGGACACCGAAACCAAGAACUCAAUGCCAGCAGCUGCUGGAGCUGUUACAGCUGCAGCAGUGGCCGAUCAGAUGCUUGGACCAAAGGAGGAUAGACAUUUGGCGAUCGUUCUGGUUGGUUUACCUGCUCGAGGCAAAACUUUUACUGCAGCUAAACUUACAAGAUAUCUUCGUUGGUUGGGUCAUGAUACCAAGCACUUUAAUGUUGGAAAGUAUCGGCGCCUUAAGCAUGGAUCUAAUCAGUCUGCUGACUUUUUCCGAGCUGACAACCCUGAAGGAAUGGAGGCACGAAAUGAGGUAGCAGCACUGGCAAUGGAUGAUAUGAUUUCCUGGAUGCAAGAAGGUGGCCAGGUAGGAAUAUUUGAUGCCACAAACAGUAACAGGAAAAGAAGGAAUAUGCUGAUGAAAAUGGCUGAAGGAAAGUGCAAGAUUAUUUUCUUGGAGACACUGUGCAAUGAUGAACGCAUAAUUGAAAGAAAUAUACGUCUCAAAAUUCAACAAAGCCCUGACUACGCAGAACAGCCAGAUUUCGAAGCUGGAUUGCAAGACUUCAAAAGUCGGCUAGUCAAUUAUGAGAAGGUUUAUGAGCCAGUAGAAGAAGGGUCUUAUAUCAAAAUGAUUGAUAUGGCCAGUGGACAUGGUGGACAAAUACAAGUUAACAAUAUCAGUGGCUACCUGCCUGGGCGAAUUGUUUUUUUCUUGGUGAAUACACACCUUACACCACGCCCAAUAUUACUUACCAGGCAUGGAGAGAGUCGGGAUAAUGUUAGAGGUAGAAUUGGUGGUGAUACUGUAUUGAGUGAUGCUGGAGAAAUUUAUGCAAAGAAGCUCACUAACUUUGUCGAGAAACGACUGAAAUCUGAAAAGGCAGCAUCUGUCCCAUGACUUCCAUCAAGUUCAUCUUCAUCAACACCCUUCAUAUAAACAAGUGGUUAUAUAGAUGGAAUUUAAGGAACAGGUCUAAGGUAAAGUUGGCCCCGGGAUAAGUCUCUAAACAUGUUCCUCUUCUCUUUGCGAUUCUUGUUUGUGCCUCCCAUCAACCAAAAUACAUCUUUUUUAUCAAAUGAAUACUCAUAGUCAUACUGACCACGAGGAUUUGCAUGAACUGGUUUAAUGACAGGUUGGCUGCGGAUGUUAUCCCCAUUGUGUGCCUCUCCUUUCCUAGUUCAUGCUUGCACGCAACCUUAGUGCUUUAAGCCUGGUUGUAAGGUCAUAAACUCUGGUAUUGAUGUCGCUAAAUCCAGUUUGCAUUUGCCCCUCUAAGGCUGUUAUCGUUACUGAAUGGCGAUUUAGUUGAUCCUAAACAGCCUACACCCCCUAAUCACCUUCACAAAAAUGGUUGUCACUCCACAAUUCUCUUCACGAUUCACCAUUGAUUCAAAUGUUGACUCACGCUGAUACCACAUGACACAGCGUAUAUUAAGAUAAAAUUAGAGUUUUCAAGCUCUAAGGUUACAGAUUAUAAUUGAAGAGAAAUCUAUAGAAAAAUCUCUGGUAUUUUUAUUGAAUCUAAAUAAUAAUAUUGAUCUCCAUUAAAUAAACUAGACAUCCCUAAUUAUAUUAAUCCUAAAAUCUUUUAUAGGAAAUGAUUUCUAAUUAAAACUUAAUUAAUAGAAUCCAUUUAGCAUUAAGAUUUCUAAAUAGUAAAAUACUAAUUAAAUUAAAAUUUCUAAGUUAAACAGGAAACAAAUAAUUAAACUUUAAAAUUAACUAGGAAAAUAAUUAAAACAUGAAAACUAAAUUCAAGCUUUAUAUCAGAUGUUUUUGGGUUUCUUUGUGGACUUCUUUUCAGGCUUGACCUUGUCAACUGAAAACUAAACUCUUGGGAUAAUUGUUCUACAUCACCUAUUAUUUUUAUCAUGCAACUUGCAACUCAUUACAGUUUCUUCACAAUUUAGCUCUUCUUCUUCCAUCUUCCUUUCCCUUUUCUUUUCAUUUAUUUGGGAAGUAGGAACGAUGAUUAAUUUGUUUAUCCCUUCGAAUAUCAGUUCAAGUUUGGCCUUUUCUUUGCUUAAUGCUUUGAUGUUUUGUGUCAAUGAGCACACCAGGGUUCUAGUUUGUAGUCCAAGUUCAACUUAUCAUAAUUGCCUACUGUUUUUAUCAUUCUAGUUGUGACUCUCUGCAACUUACUACAGUUUCUUUACAAUUUAGUCCUUUUUCCUCUUCUCUUUUUUGCUUUGGGAAGUUGGAACACUGAUUUCACUUUUAAUUAUUUAAUUUAUUCCAUGGAAAUUCUGUCAAGUAGAGUGUGUUUAGAAUGAGCCAUAUGAAUUCUUAUGA
Molecule: messenger RNA, 3462 nt
Organism: Populus trichocarpa (black cottonwood)
Lineage: Eukaryota; Viridiplantae; Streptophyta; Magnoliopsida; Malpighiales; Salicaceae
Product: 6-phosphofructo-2-kinase/fructose-2,6-bisphosphatase
Exons: 18
Coding region: 244-2067 (607 amino acids)
Biological process (GO): fructose metabolic process; fructose 2,6-bisphosphate metabolic process
Cellular component (GO): cytosol
Molecular function (GO): ATP binding; 6-phosphofructo-2-kinase activity; fructose-2,6-bisphosphate 2-phosphatase activity
Source: RefSeq, a predicted model, not a curated record